UUUUUCUUUAGCACAGGCCAGUACUGCGGAAGUUCAGUUCGGACACCCUUUCGUCUUCAUCUGUGUUUUCACACUCCGGGGGUUGCCGAUUUGCUGUUUCAGUGUAAUACAUCACUGUCUUUUCGUUAUCUUCUUUCUCUCUCUGUUUUUUCUUCUUCUUCUUCAUUUCAAGGACUAGGAGCUUGUUCCUGAGGAUGGCCGACCAGUUCGCGAGGUCCGUACAGUACGGCCUUGGGCUCGCUAAGCGGAUUUACUACGGGAAGGAUCGGACGGUGUCGCCGCCGGCUAUGGCGGCGAUGGAGAAAUCGCCGUCGCUGAAGUCGAGGGAGAUGUAUCUGCCGGCGGCGCCGAUGGUGUACGCGGCGGUCUCAGAGCCGUCGAUUGUGGAUAAUCCGGAUAUUACGAGCUACCAGCCGUACGUGCACGGCCGGUGCGACCCGCCGGCGUUGAUUCCGCUCCACAUGCAUGAGAUUGCGAUGGAAGUUGAUUGCUAUAUGGAUACGGCUUUUGUUACGGUUUGCGGAACUUGGCGAGUUCACUGCGUUACGGGAAGUAGAAGCUGCGAUUGUCGCAUAGCCAUUCCGAUGGGAGAAGAGGGUUCAAUUCUAGGUGUCGAGGUUGAUGUUGGUGGAAGAUCAUAUUAUACCAAACUGAUCGCCAUGGAAGAUAUAGAAGAUGUGGAUAAAGCAGCCAAAGCUGAAGAUGGGGGCUUUUUGAUACCCCAGAUUUAUACUUUGAAAGUUGCAAAGGUAUAUGGAGGGUCCAUUCUUUCACUUAAAGUCAGUUGGUCUCAGAGGUUAUCAUAUGAUGAUGGUCAGUUUUACCUCAGCAUACCAUUUAGUUUUCCAACAUAUGUGAUUCCUGCUGGGAAGAAAACCUCCAAAAGAGAAAAGAUAGAGUUGAAUGUGAAUUCUGGCAACAGUGCAGAAGUUUUGUGCAAAACUAGCAGCCAUCCUCUAAAGGAAAUAAGGCGUCAGUCUGGUAGAUUGGGAUUUUUAUAUGAAGCAGAAGUUCUCAAAUGGUCAGAUUCUGACAUCAAUUUUUCAUAUACCGUUUCUUCAAGCGACAUAUGUGGUGGAAUGCUCUUGCAGUCUCCAUCUUUGCAUGAUUUGGAUCAAAGAGAGAUGUUCUGCCUCUAUCUUUUCCCUGGAAAUCACCAGAGUAUGAAGGUUUUUAGAAAAGAAGUAGUAUUUGUCGUGGAUAUAAGUGGAAGCAUGCGUGGAAGGCCUCUAGAGAAUUCUAAGAAUGCACUAUUGGCAGCCCUCUCCAAGCUCAAUGCACUAGAUUAUUUCAACAUAAUAGCUUUCAAUGGAGAUUCUCGCUUAUUCUCGUCAUCUAUGGAGCUGGCAACAAAAGAAGCAAUUGAAAAUGCUACUGAAUGGAUUGGCUUAAAUUUUAUUGCAGAGGGUGGUACAAACAUUUGGCUUCCCUUAAAUCAGGCUAUAGAGAUGUUAUCCAAAACCAGUGAUUCAAUUCCUCUCAUUUUUCUCGUUACUGAUGGGACGGUGGAAGAUGAAAGAAACAUUUGUAGUGCAUUGAAGGUCCGUUUCACUGGGGAAGGAUCAAUCUGUCCUCGCAUUUCUACUUUUGGCAUAGGUUCAUACUGCAAUCAUUACUUUUUACGAAUGCUAGCACAGAUUGGGAGGGGCUACUAUGAUGCUGCUUAUGAUGUAGAAACAAUUGAAUUUCGAAUGCAAAGACUAAUCACUACUUCAUCAUCAGCUCUUCUUGCAAAUAUAACCAUUGACACUUUCAAGCUUCUCGAUGCUGUAGAGUUAUUUCCAUCCAGAAUUCCAGACCUUUCAUCUGGAAGUCCUUUGGUAAUAUCAGGCAGAUACCGAGGGAACUUUCCAGAGUCUCUUAAAGUUAAAGGUACCCUGGCUGAUAUGAGCAAUUUCACAGUGGACUUGAAAGUGCAAAAUGCAAAAGAUAUCCCUGUUGAUAAAGUACUUGCCAGGAGACAAGUUGAUAUACUCACAGCCCAAGCAUGGUUGUCAGAAAAUAAACAGCUUGAGGGGAAGGUUGCAAAAAUGAGCAUAGGAACCGGGGUUCCAUCUGAAUAUACCCGCAUGAUUUUACUUAAUAUUGAUAAAGGGAAGCAAGAGUUUGAGUCCACUGUAAUACAAGAGCAUAAAAUUGACCUACGAACGAUGAUGGACUUUAAGGGCCACAAGGUGGUGUUUCUGCAAGGCCUGGGUGUUGGAUUUGGCGACUUGGUAGCAACUGCAGACAAUUUGCCUCCGGGAAUCAGAGAAAUGGCAUUACAGGAACCUCCUGGAAUGCUUGUGAAGGCAGUUUCCAAAUGUUGCGGUGGGCUGGUGGAUCGCUGCUGCUGCAUGUGCUUUAUCCAGGCUUGUGCACGGCUGAAUGACCAGUGUGCUAUUGCUUUCACGCAGCUUUGUGGUGCCCUUGCAUGUUUUGAGUGCCUUAGUUGUUGCUUUGAUCUGUGUGUUUCGUGUGACUAGAACUUAAAUAUGAGAGAGAGAGAGAGAUAGAGAUAGAGAGAGGAAAAAAAUAUGAAACUAUCAGAUCAUAUCCGGUGCUCUAGUUUCUGUUUGUACAUAUAUUUUGUAAUAUAUUGUUAAUAUAUUAAUAUUCUGCAGC
Malania oleifera is the source of this 2604-nucleotide messenger RNA. RefSeq lists its product as uncharacterized. Lineage: Eukaryota; Viridiplantae; Streptophyta; Magnoliopsida; Santalales; Ximeniaceae. The record is from RefSeq and is a predicted model, not a curated record. Bases 195 to 2465 code for a protein of 756 amino acids. The transcript has 13 exons.